ACCUGCUCCCAUCCUUCCUCCUACACUCGAGUAGAUCCCAACAUGGUUCUGCUCUGUACGGCGUCCUCUUCCACCACUCUGCUGGCCAGGCAGGCCCUUCUGGCCCGCUCGGCUGCCGUCGUCGGGCAGUCUCGCUCGGUUCACGACCUGGUAAUCAAGCGCAAGACUGGUCUCCCCAUUCACCGAGCUGGACCAUACGGAGGCGGACGAUCGUCCGUCUCAGGGCAUGUGGCUACCGUCUUUGGAUGUACUGGAUUCCUAGGAAGAUACCUGGUCGACAGGCUGGCGCAGAAGGGUACUCAGGUCGUCGUACCCUACAGAGAUGAGGACGAGAAGCGACACUUGAAAGUAAUGGGAGAUCUGGGUCAGAUCGUGCCAAUGGAAUGGGACCUUCGCUCGGACCAGCAGAUUGAGGAGUGCCUGCGUCAUUCAGAUGUCGUCUACAAUUUGACCGGACGAGCGCACGAGACAAAGAACUUUACCUUUGAGGACGUCCACGCAACAGGCGCUGGCCGCAUUGCUUCCAUUGCCGCCAACGCUGGUGUAUCUCGAUUCAUUCACGUCUCCCACCUGAACGCCUCAAAGGAUUCACCAUCGCCCUUCCUCCGAUCCAAGGCCCAAGGCGAGGAGCUCGUCAAGAGUGCCUUUGAGGGAGCCACAAUUGUCAGGCCUGGACAUCUGUACGGUCACGAGGACCGUUUCCUGAACCAGAUGGCUAGCUGGCCUCUCACAUGGCACGUCAACUAUGGCCAGACAAAGCUGCGCCCGGCUCACUCCAUUGACGUAGCCCACGCCCUUGAGGUGAUGCUCGAUGCCGAACUCACCUCCAUUGGCCAGACCUUCUCUCUAGCCGGACCUAGGACCUACACCAUCAACCAGCUCCUGAACCUGGUGCAAUCUCUUACAUUUGAAAAGAUCCGCAGGGAGGGAUUGAAUGUGCCGAAGUUCAUGCUCAAGGCGGCAACGAAGAUCGCAGACAGGGCAUGGUGGCCGAUGUUGAGCCCAGACGAGGUGGACAGGAGGUACAUUGACGACCUCGCCGAUGAGCCUGGGACGAAAAGCUGGGCUGACCUGGGCAUUGAGCCAGACACAGUUGAGGAGGUAGCCAUUGUCUACCUCAGGAGAUACAGGUCCAACUUGCGGUUCGAGCAGCCCGUGGAGACGGGUGGGUCUAGGCUCAAGAAGGGCAAAUACCACGUUGUAGACUAAAUGUGGGAUCGGGGUCGAGGAGAUCGAGCCCCAAAUAUAAGCAAUUGAACUCAUUCGCUCAGCUCAGCUCAGAUAGGGAGGAGCUUUGGUGUGCAAAGGUGGUGGUGAUACAAU
Molecule: messenger RNA, 1323 nt
Organism: Microstroma glucosiphilum
Lineage: Eukaryota; Fungi; Basidiomycota; Exobasidiomycetes; Microstromatales; Microstromataceae
Product: NAD(P)-binding protein
Exons: 4
Coding region: 43-1209 (388 amino acids)
Cellular component (GO): mitochondrion
Molecular function (GO): protein-containing complex binding
Source: RefSeq, a predicted model, not a curated record